CAGUCAAGCUCCAGAUGUGUUUGUCUGAGUAGCCUCAACCUCCCUAUGGACUCGACAAAUGUAUCAUGAAAUGGCAUUGCUCACUGGGAAUGCAGAUCCUGAGUUCAGCUCCUACUCCUUCAAUAACUUGGAAAACCUGUGUGAAGUGCAAACCAAGAAAGGAUUCUACUACAAAAAGGCCAAACUUCUGCACCCUGGGGAAGACUUGUGCUGCUUAGCCCGCCUGGAUGACCGGACCAGGUUUGUGAUCAUCAACGUAGGUGGUAUUAAGUACAAAGUCCCAUGGACCACCUUGGAGAACUGCCCCUUGACCAGGCUUGGGAAGCUAAAAUCUUGCAACAAUUACGAUGAGAUCAUGAACAUCUGCGAUGAUUAUGAUGUUAACUGCAAUGAAUUUUUUUUUGACCGUAAUCCUAGUGCCUUCAGGACGAUCAUGACUUUCUUGACAGCUGGGAAGCUGAGGCUUCUCAGGGAGAUGUGCGCUCUUUCUUUUCAGGAGGAGCUUGUGUACUGGGGGAUAGAAGAGGACCACCUGGAGUGGUGCUGUAAAAAGAGAUUGCGACAGAAAGAGGAGGAGGCAGCUGAGGCCAGGCUGUAUGAAGGGGAGAUGGUAUUUAGUGAAACUACGCAAUGUGCCUUCCAGGACGAUAGCCGAUUGGGUUUGUGCAUGCGAAAGCUCAGGGAUAUGGUGGAGAACCCCCACUCAGGGAUCCCAGGAAAGAUCUUUGCUUGUAUUUCAAUCUCUUUUGUUGCCAUCACUGCAGUCAGCCUCUGCAUCAGCACCAUGCCAGAUGUCAGAGAAGAAGAAGAUCGGGGUGAAUGCUCACGGAAGUGCUAUGACAUCUUUGUGCUGGAGACGGUGUGCGUGGCAUGGUUUUCAUUUGAGUUCCUGCUGCGAUCCAUCCAGGCAGAGAACAAGUGUGCUUUCCUGAAAACCCCGCUCAACAUCAUCGACAUCCUGGCCAUCUUGCCUUUCUAUAUCUCUCUCAUUGUGGAUAUGGUCUCCACGAAAAACAGCAGCAAGCCCAGUGGGGGAGCUGGGAACAAGUACCUGGAACGAGUGGGCCUGGUGCUGCGCUUCCUGCGGGCUCUGCGCAUCCUAUACGUGAUGAGGUUGGCACGGCACUCGCUGGGGCUGCAGACGCUCGGGCUCACUGUGCGCCGGUGCACCAGGGAGUUCGGGCUCCUCCUGCUCUUCCUUUGUGUCGCCAUGGCCCUCUUCUCACCGCUGGUGUACUUGGCUGAGAGCGAACUGGGAGCCAAGCAAGAAUUCACAAGUGUCCCCACCAGUUACUGGUGGGCUGUGAUCUCCAUGACAACUGUUGGCUAUGGCGACAUGGUGCCUCGUAGCAUCCCCGGACAGGUGGUAGCCCUGAGCAGUAUCUUGAGUGGGAUUUUGCUGAUGGCUUUCCCAGUCACGUCCAUCUUUCAUACCUUUUCCCGUUCCUACAGUGAGCUGAAGGAGCAGCAGCAACGAGCAGCAAGCAGGCAGAUGCGCCAGCUAGAAGAGAGCACCAAACUCCCAGGUGGUGACAGAACACAGGGGUUUGGUGUCACAUUCCCACCAGAUGCUGCUGGGCAGGAAGGUCAGCCCGUGGUUGACCAGGAAGCCAAGAGAAGCUGUUGACUCUCAACAGCUGAAGACAUAUGUUGGCAGCACAAGAAGCGGUGGACAAGGAGGGGCAGUUCUGCAAGAAGAACUUCCUGAACUGCGCAAAUGAGGGACAGACACACACAAG
This is a messenger RNA of Charadrius vociferus (killdeer), 1739 nucleotides long. It is a transcript of the gene KCNG2, whose product is annotated as potassium voltage-gated channel, subfamily G, member 2. Gene Ontology annotation, biological process: potassium ion transmembrane transport; protein homooligomerization. Gene Ontology annotation, cellular component: membrane; voltage-gated potassium channel complex. Lineage: Eukaryota; Metazoa; Chordata; Aves; Charadriiformes; Charadriidae. The transcript has 2 exons. The record is from RefSeq and is a predicted model, not a curated record. Gene Ontology annotation, molecular function: voltage-gated potassium channel activity; protein binding. Bases 59 to 1627 code for a protein of 522 amino acids.